AUGUCAGUCACCGAGGAAUGGGAAACGACAGAUAUUCUGAUCUGCGGAUGCGGCCCGACUGGAGCCAUGCUCUCGGGGUACCUGGGCAAAUUGGGUGUUCGAAACAUUGUUCUUGAGAAAGAAGCAGCGAUUACCACCGAUCCAAGGGGUAUUGCGCUUGACGAUGAUGCCAUUCGACUCAUGCAGGGUCUGGGUUUGCUUGCCAAAGGUUCGAUUCAUAAGCGGAACUCACCACGAUCUACACACGAAACCUUUUCUCUGCAUGGACACAUCUUCGAGGAUGCGGAUUGGGUCUAUGCCACGUACAGCGAUGCAUCCGGGACAGAGAGAAAGCUACGUGCGAAAUUUCUAGCUGCGGCCGAUGGCAAGACGGGCUUCACGCGGAAGAUGUAUCUCGAGCCAAAGGGCAUUCAACUGAAUUGGGCUGAACAGACGAAGUAUGAAGAAACCUGGGUAGCACUUAACUGGAAACUUCAUUUACCGACGAAAGAGACGCAUCCCUCAUUCCCUUUGUGGGAGCUGGGAUACACGCCGGAAGAGGUAUAUAAUUUAUUCUUCCCGGCUGAUUUCCGCUUCCUCUGCAACCCAGAGAGGCCCGCUGUAUGUGGAAGAUUUGGCCGACCUGAAGAUCGGCUCUGGCGUUUCGAGUUUGUCGUUGCUUCCGAGGAGGAUGAUAUGGAGAUGGCGACGCGGAAGAAAGUGCGCGAGGUGGUCUAUCCCUACUUGACAUAUCCUGGGAGUCGUUAUGGAUUGAAAGAAGAUAUCGAGUUUCCAGAGGACUGUAUUGAAGUUCUGCGAUCUAGACCUUUUCGGUUCUCGGCAAGAAGCUGUAACAAGUGGGCUCUUGGCCGGGUCAUUCUCUGCGGAGAUGCUGCCCAUGUGUUUCCCCCGUUCGGGGGGCAGGGCAUUGCCUCCGGUUUCAGAGAUGCGAAUGCUCUCGCCUGGCGCCUCGCUAUUGCCUGUUCCAGUCUUCGAAUAGACUAUGAGAGUCUUUUCAAGGGCUGGUACCUGGAGAGAAAACAACAGCUCGAUGCCUCCCUGGCCAGUACAAUCCGAAAUGGAGACAUGGUCAACGGAACAGGGUUGAAACACACAUUCAUCCGCAACUGGGCCUUGUGGUUGAUCCAGCUUAUUCCAAGCUGGAAGCAUUUCCUUGAACGGGGCCCUCGAAGCAGUGGAGCGAUUCAAUACAGUUACUUACCAGAGAUGCCUUUCAUGCCCGAGCUGAGUGGUGGGAGUUGCUUUCCUCAAACAUAUUGCAUGGCGCUACAUAAGGACGCGGCGGUUCAAUUCACGGACGAUGUGAUUUUUGAGGGCAAGACUAGCUUGUUCCAGAUUGUGGUUUUGCUUAACAACGUCGAGGAGCUGGCUUCUGCGGUGCAUGAUUUGAAGGCACUUAAUGAAGGCAAUGAGCUACUAUCUCUGCGCGACGCUACAUUCUUCGUUCCCCGCACGAGCUGCAAGCCCGAUACCGAUUAUGGGUCUCGCCAGUCGGUGUGUCGAACUGCCACGGGUGAUGAGUUUGCUUCUUCGAUACUAUGCGAUUCACGACCUAUCCCUCGAGGCUACGAUGAAAUGUUGAUGUGGAAGAGUGUCAAUGGGAAGCGGUAUGUGGUGUUGAGACCUGACCGGUUCGUAUUCGCGGCUUGUAACACGGAGGCCGAGCUGGGGAAGGCUGCUACACGGCUGGCCCAGUUGUUUGACAUUUAG
Messenger RNA from Penicillium atrosanguineum, 1710 nucleotides. Its product is annotated as Pro-apoptotic serine protease. Gene Ontology annotation, molecular function: FAD binding; 3-(3-hydroxyphenyl)propionate hydroxylase activity. Bases 1 to 1710 code for a protein of 569 amino acids. The transcript has 6 exons. Gene Ontology annotation, biological process: 3-(3-hydroxy)phenylpropionate catabolic process. NCBI's taxonomy places the organism in Eukaryota, Fungi, Ascomycota, Eurotiomycetes, Eurotiales, Aspergillaceae. The record is from RefSeq and is a predicted model, not a curated record.